AUGACCAUUGUGUCACAAAAGUUCCCCGGUGACUGGAACCAGAAGGAAAAGUGGUACGGCACCGAAUAUCGCCAUGAAAAGAUUACCGACGAGUUCAUGGCGGAGAUCAAGAAGGCGGCUUCAGGCCCUGCUUCAGCACGUCCAACCGAACUCCAUCUCCCUCACAAGAACAAUUUCAUUCCCACAAAGCUUGAGGUUGAGAAGAAGGAGGUCAAGGAGCCGGCACUGUCACCGUGCCUCGUCCGAAAUGACAGCCUCGCUCGGACAUGGUUCAAGAAGGAUGACACGUUCUGGGUGCCCAAAGCCAACCUUAUCAUCAGCUGCCGGAACCCAAAUAUCUACUCGACUGCGGAGAAUGCUGUCAAGGCCUGGCUAUUCACUGAACUCAUUACAGAUGUUCUCGAGACUGACUUCUAUGAUGCGGAGCUUGCUGGCCUACAGUAUAGUGUCACGCUCGAUGCUCGUGGACUAUUCCUAGCUCUCAGUGGAUACAACGACAAGUUGGCGGUCCUCCUGGAGCAGGUUCUGAUGACGAUGCGAGAUCUCCAGAUUAAAGAUGAAAGGUUCGAAAUUAUCAAAGAGAGCCUCAACCGGGGAUAUAAUAACUGGGAGUUGAAGCAACCGCAUAGCCAGGUCUCCUAUAAUACGACUUGGCUCAACUCUGAGCACUACUACGUCGUAGAGGAGUCUCUGGCUGAGUUGCCUAACAUUACUGCCGAGGAUGUUCGCCAGUUCAAGAAGCAGAUGCUUUCACAGAUGCACAUCGAGACAUACUUGCAUGGAAACCUCCACAAGGAGAAUGCUCUGAAGAUGACCGAUAUGAUUGAGACGAUUAUGAAGCCCCGCGUUCUGCCGCGACCUCAGUGGCCCACUAUUCGGUCCUUAGUUAUCCCCCCCGGGUCGAAUUAUGUCUAUAAGAAGACGUUGAAGGACCCCGCAAACGUAAAUCAUUGUGUUGAGGUAUGCCUCUAUGUUGGUGACAAGGUUGACCGUCUUGUUCGCGCCAAGACCAAGUUGUUCGACCAGAUGUCUGAUGAGCCAGCUUUCGAUCAACUUCGAACCAAGGAGCAGCUCGGAUACGUUUUUUUCAGCGGAGUGAGAAGCUUUACCACCAUAUACGGCUUCAACUUCAUCAUCCAGAGUGAGCGCACGUACUUGGAGUCGAGAAUCGAAGCCUUCCUCAACUUGUUCUCGAAUAACUUAGAUUCGAUGUCAGAGUCUGAAUUUAAGGGCCAUAAGCGUAGCUUGAUCAACGAACUCCUCGAGAAGUUCGAGAACCUAGACGAGGAGAGCGAAAGUCAUUGGCAUCAGAUCGUCAGCGGAUAUUAUGACUUUGAGCAAGGGCAAAAGGACGCGGAGCACAUUAGGGCGCUCACGAAAGCGGACAUGAUGGAGUUCUUCCAGCGAUAUAUCAAGCCAGGCUCGGCGACACGAGCGAAACUUUCGGUGCAUCUGCUUGCGAAAGCAGGCAAGUCGGUCGAGACGGAUGCCGAGGUCAAUGGAGUUGAGGGGGAGACCAACGCAACCGGCUCGGGGCCCAUUCCCACCACGGAUGUGCGCAGCUUCAGAGUGAGACUGCAGCCAACACAAGGUGCCCUGCCAAUCAAGGAUUUGAGCAAAUAUGAAGUUACGGGCUCCAAAUAUCAUAAACCCCUACGUUCAUUAAGGAGGCUUUAUGCAAGGAAUGCCGAGUCUUAG
This is a messenger RNA of Colletotrichum truncatum, 1698 nucleotides long. RefSeq names its product a-pheromone processing metallopeptidase ste23. NCBI's taxonomy places the organism in Eukaryota, Fungi, Ascomycota, Sordariomycetes, Glomerellales, Glomerellaceae. Gene Ontology annotation, molecular function: metalloendopeptidase activity; metal ion binding. Gene Ontology annotation, cellular component: cytosol; mitochondrion. Gene Ontology annotation, biological process: peptide catabolic process. The record is from RefSeq and is a predicted model, not a curated record.